Molecule: messenger RNA, 1130 nt
Organism: Aureobasidium pullulans EXF-150
Lineage: Eukaryota; Fungi; Ascomycota; Dothideomycetes; Dothideales; Saccotheciaceae
Product: tRNAHis guanylyltransferase
Exons: 6
Coding region: 1-864 (287 amino acids)
Biological process (GO): tRNA modification
Molecular function (GO): tRNA guanylyltransferase activity; magnesium ion binding
Source: RefSeq, a predicted model, not a curated record
AUGGCCAACAGCGAGUUUGAAUACGUGCGCAAAUUCGAAGAGUGGGAUGCGCUUGCGCCGAGUAAUUGGAUUGUUGUGAGGAUUGAUGGAAGAGGAUUCAGCAAGUUCUCCAAACGGCAAAACUUCGCAAAACCAAACGACCGUCGCGCCAUUGACCUCAUGAACGCCGCUGCUAUCGAAGUAGUAAAACAAUUCACCGACAUCGUAAUCGCCUAUGGUCAAUCCGACGAAUACAGCUUUGUCCUCCACGAAGACUGUCAACUCUUCGAACGACGAGCCGCCAAACUAGCUACUAGCAUAUCAACGGCGUUUUCGGUAGAGUAUUGUAUGCAAUGGGGAAAGUUCUUUGAAGGGCAAGAAUUAGAAAGGCCGUUUCCUACUUUUGAUGGGAGAUGUGUGCUGUAUCCGAAGAAGAGUAUUUUGAGAGAUUAUUUGAGCUGGAGGCAGGCUGAUUGUCAUGUUAACAACCUCUACAACACAACGUUCUGGAACAUGGUCAAGGGCAAUCCCGAUACGGAUACGCCAGCCAUGACUACAACGGAGGCUGAGUUAGCACUGAAGGGAACAUUCUCAGCGGACAAGAACGAAAUCUUGUUCAAGAGAUUCAACAUCAACUACAAUGCAGAAGGCGAGGUCUGGAAAAAGGGCAGUGUGGUAUACAGAAAGUACGAGGAUAAGCCAUCAGCAACAGAAUCGACACCGGAGCAAGCAUUCGGCAAGUCAUCAGAUGAAAAGAAAAAGCCAUUGUCAAAAACUCAAAUGGAGAAGGAGAGAAAGAGGAAACAAAAAGCCAGAGUUGUGGUUGAGCAUGUUGAUAUCAUCAAAGACAAAUUCUGGCAGGAGAAUCCGUGGAUUCUAGGGUAGUUGGAAACAGCAGAAUAAGAAAAGGGAGGAAAGAGCAGUGGAAAAAUUGGCAUUUGAUACGUCCUUUCGAUUUUUGAUCUACUGCUUCGCUCCUGCCUUGGCCCCUGACCAAGCUUCGUCACAAUGCUUGACGCAUUUUCAGCCUCCAUCGAAUGAUCACUCGGGUCUCCGUCCAUCCUUUGUAAUCAUCACUUCAUUGAGCUUCUCACAACAACAAUACAUCCUUAAAGCCUCGACUCUUCAACGGCGUACCUUGAAUACUCCUG